AUGACAAUCACAGUCAUUCUAGGUUCCCAAUGGGGAAAGCUGACCGACAUCCUUGCCUACGAUGCACAACUUUGCGCCCGAGCCGCUUCUUUCAACAACUGCUCACCUUUUCAUAGCUUCCACUUGCUUCCCUCUGGUCUCAUCAACCCAAAAUGUAUGAACUUCAUCGGCUCGGGAGUCGUCUUCCACGUCCCAAGCUUCUUUAAGGAGCUACAGGAGCUCGAGGAGAAGGGUCUUCCCUCGGUACAUGAUCGGAUCCUUGUUUCCGACCGAGUGCACAUCGAUUUGCAGAUGCACGUGGCAGCCGAUGGACUAGAGGAGAGGGAGCUCGGAGAAAAAAAGCUAGGGACAACGAACAGAGGUAUUGGGCCUUCGUAUGCCGUCAAAGCCGCGCGCAGCGGAAUCAGAUUAGCGGAGGUUUUCAACCCCGAGCUGUUUGAGUCUAAGCUCCGACGAUUGGCCGCUGGCUAUCAAAAGCGCUAUGGAGACCUAUUCGAAUACGACAUCGAGGACGAGCUUGCUCGAUUCAACGAGUAUCGACCGAAGUUGGCGAAGUACGUCGUGGACGGCGUGUCGUUCAUCCGGUCAGCCCAGAACAGCAAUAUGAACAUCGUGGUGGAAGGAGCGAAUGCACUAAUGCUCGACAUUGAUUAUGGCUCAUACCCGUUUGUGACCUCGUCUAAUACAACGCUGGCUGGGAUUAUAGGCGGACUCGCCUUGAACCCGAAGAACCUCACAGAGACGAUCGGAGUGGUGAAGGCUUAUGAGAAACUAACUACCUGCGAUAGGAUUGGGACCAAACUCCAGGAGAUCGGCCGAGAAUGGGGAACAUCGACUGGCCGAAGACGCAGAUACCUUGUCGUUGUCAAGUACAGUGCUUCGAUCAACUACUACUCCGCUUUGAAUCUUACAAAGCUCGAUGUUCUAGACACCUUCGAAACGAUCAAGAUCGCCAUCGCCUACAAGGUUGACGGCGAGGAACUGGACUCUUACCCUGCGGAUCUCGACAUCCUAGACCGAGCCGAGGUUGUCUAUCAUGAAAUGCCAGGAUGGCAGAAGCCGACGACUACUGCAAAGUCCUUCUACGACCUCCCUAAGCAGGCUAGAGACUACGUUGAGUACAUCGAGAAUUUUGUUGGAAUUCGGAUCAAAUGGAUUGGUACCGGCCCCGACCGCGAGGCCAUGAUCAAGCGCGCUUAA
Molecule: messenger RNA, 1200 nt
Organism: Truncatella angustata
Lineage: Eukaryota; Fungi; Ascomycota; Sordariomycetes; Amphisphaeriales; Sporocadaceae
Product: P-loop containing nucleoside triphosphate hydrolase protein
Exons: 16
Coding region: 1-1200 (399 amino acids)
Biological process (GO): IMP metabolic process; 'de novo' AMP biosynthetic process
Cellular component (GO): cytoplasm
Molecular function (GO): nucleotide binding; adenylosuccinate synthase activity
Source: RefSeq, a predicted model, not a curated record